CUUCAUUUUCUCUCUCCUCGAAGCACACAACAAUGGCGAAAUUUCUCAUCAUCUUUUUCACAUCAAUAUCCAUCUCUUUCUGCAUAAUUUCCGCCAUGGAUGAUUCUUUAAGCUCGUCUUCACCUUCACCCACUUCUCCUCCACCAUUUCCUUUCUCCGCUUCGGAAACCGUAUUUUCUCCUCAUUUUAUCACUCCUCUCUCCUCUAUUUCUCAAAUCCUUACAGAACUUGGAUUCAGAGACCUUUCAAUGGCUGCUCGCGCACUUUCUCUCUCCUCGGAGUCUCACCUUCCAUGGCUUGAUCGUCCGAUCACCGUCUUCGCACCUUCAGACUCUUCGCUGCGAACUUGUCCUUCGUGUUCGCCGCUUGUUCUUCUGCAAGAACACUCUGUUCCAGGUCUGUAUCAUUUCGAUUAUCUCACUAAACUCAUUUUUGGCUCGAAAAUUGAGACGAUUUUCCCCGGUCGUUGCUUAAUUGUCACUUCUACUUUCAAUGGAACCAAAAUCUUCGUCAAUGGCGCCGAAAUCACUCAUCCGGAUAUCUACGUCGGUGAGCGCGUUAUUAUUCAUGGCGUUCAAGGUUUUCUUUCUCAUCUCUCGCCGUUUUCGUGCUCCAUUGAAAAGAUGACGUCACUUAAUCUUCCUCAUCCUUCUCCUUCAGCCGCGAUGACUCGGAUUAUGCUCAUUGACGCGAUGAUUCGACUCAAAACGAGUGGAUACAGUAUUCUCUCCCUUGCGAUCAAAGUUAAGUUCCACGAACUCGUCAAUCUUCAUAAUAUGACGAUAUUCGCCGUAGAUGACUCUGCUAUCUUCCAUGGCGGACAAGCCUAUAUUCACAGUGUGAGGUAUCACAUUAUACCGAACAAACUCAUCAAUUUUUCUGACCUGGAAACUUUUCCAUCCUCAACUGUAUUUCCUACGCUUGAAUCUGGCGAAACUCUCACAAUUACAACACCAGGACGUAAUCCUUUGUCUCCGAUGAGGAUCAAUUACGUCAAAGUCAUCCAUCCGAAUAUUCUUCAUAACUCUAAGGUGAUCAUUCACGGAGUUCCUUUUCCGUUUCCUCAUCUCCGUCAGUCGAUUCCAAUCACUGAAAAGAAGUCAGGCUUUUAUCCAAUUACAACUGGUGAGUUUGGUUCAGAACCGAGAGAGUCAGGUGUUAAUAUUGUUCGUCAAACUUCUGCUGCUCCGAUGGAAUCAAUGCCUGAGAUGGAUGAUGCUCAUCAAGGUCUUUGAUUAUCAUCAGUUAAUGAUCUUCAUAAUCCUAUAAUUAGUCAAUAAUUUUGAAGUAAUCUUGCUAAUAGUAUCAAAUGAUUUUCUUAAUCUUGCUAUUAGCUCCCAUAUUAUAACCAUCUUGUUUUAGCGUGAAUGUGUGAUGAGUACUGUAAGUUGUAUCAGCUGGUUACAAUUCAAGAUAAUGAACUACUAUUUUGAGCUAUUAUCAGUUGUUAUUUAUCUAUGCUUGAUAUCAAUU
Messenger RNA from Amaranthus tricolor (Joseph's coat), 1473 nucleotides. RefSeq names its product fasciclin-like arabinogalactan protein 21. The coding region runs from base 33 to 1235 and encodes 400 amino acids. NCBI's taxonomy places the organism in Eukaryota, Viridiplantae, Streptophyta, Magnoliopsida, Caryophyllales, Amaranthaceae. The record is from RefSeq and is a predicted model, not a curated record. The transcript has a single exon.